Molecule: messenger RNA, 858 nt
Organism: Rhododendron vialii
Lineage: Eukaryota; Viridiplantae; Streptophyta; Magnoliopsida; Ericales; Ericaceae
Product: LOB domain-containing protein 38-like
Exons: 2
Coding region: 110-673 (187 amino acids)
Biological process (GO): regulation of gene expression
Source: RefSeq, a predicted model, not a curated record
CCCACACUCUGUCUUCUUGCUAUCUGCUCCUUCUCCUUAAUUUUCAGCUCUCUAGAGAUUCAGAGAGAGAAGAAGAAUUAAGGGAAGGUUAGAGAGAGAGAGAGAGAAGAUGAGCUGCAAUGGUUGUCGAGCUCUGAGGAGGGGGUGCAGCCAGUCCUGCAUACUAAGGCCUUGUUUGGAUUGGAUUGAUAGCCCUCAGGCCCAAAGCAACGCCACCCUCUUCGUGUCCAAGUUCUUCGGCCGGAGCGACCUCAUGUCUUUCAUCGCCGCCGUGCCCGAGAAAAAUCGACCUUCUCUGUUUCUGUCCCUGUUGUUUGAAGCUUGUGGUCGAACGUUGAAUCCGGUGAACGGAGCCGUGGGGUUGCUCUCCACCGGCCACUGGCAUCUGUGCCAGGCGGCCGUCAAGACGGUUCUCAACGGCGGCACUCUGCAGCCUAUCGGCGCCGGAAUCUUAACGCCGCAGACCGACGAAGCAUCUGAGGCCUUUCGUUCCGCUCAGAAGUGGUACAACAAAAACAGUAACAAACAAUCCUAUCAAGAGAAGAAUACAGCGUCGACGAUGUCGUUCGACUCGGACGAAUCGGAGGUGUUGAUCAGCUUCGACGGUGGUGAGAAUGAAGUGACUAACAAUCUGCGAGGAGAAGAGCCAAAGCUUUUGAAACUUUUUGUAUGACUAAGUUUGAGAACAUGUAUUAGGAUUUCCGGCGACUGGUAUACUCGGUUGUUCAUGCCUUUUUGUAAUACAGAGUGGUUUUCCGAUGAAUAAAUGUGGAACUUCUUUCCCAAGUGCUCCCGGCGGCGUAUUUUCUCCGGCGUUGCACUUAUUGGAUUUUAUUUUUGUUUAUUUUGACCUAAGAA